This is a messenger RNA of Orbilia oligospora ATCC 24927, 567 nucleotides long. RefSeq lists its product as uncharacterized. The record is from RefSeq and is a predicted model, not a curated record. The transcript has 3 exons. Gene Ontology annotation, cellular component: NatC complex. NCBI's taxonomy places the organism in Eukaryota, Fungi, Ascomycota, Orbiliomycetes, Orbiliales, Orbiliaceae. Gene Ontology annotation, biological process: N-terminal peptidyl-methionine acetylation. The coding region runs from base 1 to 567 and encodes 188 amino acids. Gene Ontology annotation, molecular function: protein-N-terminal amino-acid acetyltransferase activity.
AUGGAAGCCGAUAACAUUACUUUCAAAGCCUUCGAAAACGAAAAGGAAACCCCUCAUCUCGAAUCCUUACGGUCUCUGAUAUCCGACGGCCUCUCAGAACCUUACAGUAUCUACGUCUAUCGUUACUUUUUGCAUCAGUGGGGGGAUUUGUGUUAUCUUGCAUUGGACGGCGAAAACCUCAUCGGCGUCGUCAUCUGCAAGCUCGAAAAACAUCGAGAACAUGGCGCAAAUAGAGGGUACAUCGCCAUGCUUGUCGUGAAGGAAGAAUAUAGGGGUAGAGGUCUAGCUACAAAACUCGUCAAGAUGGCUAUAGACGCUAUGAUUCUUAGAAAUGCGGAUGAGGUCGUUCUGGAAACAGAAGUAACUAAUACUGGCGCUAUAAAACUCUAUGAACACCUUGGAUUUCUAAGGAGCAAGAGACUUCAUAGAUAUUACCUCAACGGCAACUCGGCAUUUCGAUUGGUAUUAUACCUCAAGAGCAAUGCCGAGGCGCUUGCAUCAGCAGACCAUGGUCAUGAGCACAUAGAUCUAGAUGCGGAUGGGGACACGGAAAUCACAAAUGAUUAG